This is a messenger RNA of Nanorana parkeri, 1164 nucleotides long. RefSeq names its product chemokine-like receptor 1. Lineage: Eukaryota; Metazoa; Chordata; Amphibia; Anura; Dicroglossidae. The record is from RefSeq and is a predicted model, not a curated record. Bases 1 to 1092 code for a protein of 363 amino acids. Gene Ontology annotation, biological process: complement receptor mediated signaling pathway; phospholipase C-activating G protein-coupled receptor signaling pathway; positive regulation of cytosolic calcium ion concentration. Gene Ontology annotation, cellular component: plasma membrane. Gene Ontology annotation, molecular function: N-formyl peptide receptor activity; complement receptor activity. The transcript has a single exon.
AUGGAAACCUCAACUUUAGAAUCAUUCUCCCCAGACCCCCUGGCCUUACAGGCUGAAGAGGAAGAAGAUUUGACAGCAGAGGAUAUACCUUUAGAACUUGAGAAAACACUCCGUUAUCUGUCCAUCAUCAUAUACAGCAUAGCUUUUCUUCUGGGAACCACUGGAAAUGGUUUGGUGAUAUGGAUUGCUGGUUUUAAGAUGAAAAGAACAGUCAAUACAGUUUGGUUUUUGAACCUUGCCAUCGCUGAUUUCAUUUUUACGUUCUUUUUACCACUGAGCAUCACCUACACUGCUCUGGGUUUCAACUGGCCAUUUGGAACUCUACUGUGCAAGCUGAACAGCACCAUUGCUUUCUUAAAUUUGUUUGCGAGUGUCUUCCUGCUUACCGUUAUCAGUGCUGACCGCUGUGUCUCUGUAGUCAGACCUGUGUGGGCCCAAAACCAUAGGACUCCAAGGCUGGCUUCUGCCAUUGCCCUUUCUGUAUGGUUGGCAGCUUUUAUCCUCUGUUCGCCCUACUUGGCUUUUCGGGAUACUGUACGAGACGAUGACAACAAUGUCACACACUGCUACAACAACUACGCCUUCUCAAAUGACUUCGAUGACUUGGAGGUGGUAGCGUUGAGGUCCAUGAGACACCAAGUAAUGAUAUCUGUACGGUUUCUUUUUGGGUUCUUGCUCCCCUUCGGACUUAUUGUAGUUUUCUAUUCUUUGAUGGCUUUGAAGUUGAGAAGAAGCCAUCUUUCAUGGUCCAGCCGGCCAUUUAAGGUUAUGGCGUUUGUUGUGGCGGCUUUCUUCAUCUGUUGGUUCCCGUAUCACAUUCUUUCUGUACUGGAAGUUGUUAUGCACCACUGGGACAAUAAAGGAUUAAAAACAGCUGUUCUCAUUGGAAGUCCACUGGCUACCAGUCUGGCUUUCUUUAACAGUUGCUUAAACCCAUUUCUCUAUGUGUUCCUGGGCAGGGACUUUAAAGAAUCCUUGAGAAGGUCUAUCCUUUCAGCUUUCGAAACUGCAUUUAGUGAAGAGCAAGGGAAAAACGCCUACAGCUUAGGAACUCCUCGGUCACUUUGUGACCAAGAGUCUCAAUUUACCUGACUGAACCUGGACACAACUGGUAGAAAUUAGUCAUGGCAGAUUAAUUAUAUUUUAGGAGCACGAUUUGUUGGG